GGAGGAGGAGGAUGAUGACCGAGAAACAACACAAAGGUUUUAUGUGCAGACAAGGAGUCUAAGGAGCAAAAAGAAACAAGAGUAUGAUGAAGACGAGGCCGAACAGCCAACGAAAAAGAAGAUCAAACGGGAAAAGUCAAACACGAAAGAGGAAAAGACAAAGAAAGGGGAAAGGAGGAACACAAAGACAACAGAAAAGGCAAAGAUCCAGUGGAAGCAACAGAAAUGCACUCUAAGUGCUUUCUGGAGAUUGAUUGACACAUAUAGAGAGAAAAUACCUAAAGGGGCUUGGGAUAUUUUGAGUACUACUGUAUUUUGGGGGAUGAUCAGACCAUUCUAUGAGAAGAAGCUUACAGAAACUCAGCUCCACAAACAUGAGGCCGACUUGGAGAUUAUACUGAAGUACUUUGAUGUUAAAAAAGCCAAGUUUGUGUUUGGGGAGACAGAAAUGGAAAUAACAUUGCAGGACAUAAAUGAAUUGUUUGACCUGCCAACAACUGGUAUUGAAUGGGACCUGAGCAAGAAGGUGCUCAAGGAGGAACGGAAGGCAUCUUCGAUAUUUGACGUCAACAUGAGGAAAGAAACAGUAAUAAAACCUGAUCUGGAAAACAAACUCAGCAAGGAGCUCGGCAAGAAGAAGAACGCUGAUCCUAAGAUAAUUGCGGCACUGCUUAUCAUGUACCUCUUCAAUGCAUUCUUCUUCAGCAGGACAUCGACAACCUUGACAUGGGACCUCAUCAACGCUUGUGAAGACAUAGAUAACAUAAACAGUUUCAAUUGGGCCAAGAUGGUACUAGAUUUUCUGCUGGAUGGCCUUCAGAGGUACCGAAAAGAUCAUCCAACGACUCUUUCUGGCUGCAUCAUUCUCAUAUAUUACUGGUUCUUGGAGAAGACCAAGAUCAGAAACUGGAUUCCAGGAAUGGAGGAUGAGAAACCGAGAUUUGUGAGGUGGUCGAUAAAGGAGCUGUUCAACCUGCAGAAGCUCCAUCAGAAUCCAGACUGGCCAGAGGAGUUGAUAAAAGAAGGGCCUUGGUUAGAACAUUGCUACAUCAACUUGUCGGAUACGGAGGAGGAGCAAGAAACACCAAGUUUCAACAACUGGGUUCCCCAAGCGAGCCAAGACGAGGAAGAGGAGACCAUAAGGCUUACUGGUAACAUGAAAGUUCUGCUAAAAGAAAUGGAUAGAGUGAUUGAAGACAAUGGUGAAAAACAGGAAAUGGAGAAGCAAAUGAAGAAACUAUUGGAAGCAAAUGAGGGGCUUGCAAACCAUAUUAGGGAGCUUUGGAAAAAGGUUACUGUUGCUGAUGAGAAAAUUGAGAGUAUGGAGAAAAAAAUGACUGAGGUGAUGCAGGAAAACAGAUCGCACCAGAACCACAUAAAAGCUCUGAAGAAAUGUUUGGCGAAAGGAACCAGCAGGAACCCUGACCUGAAAAGCAGUGAGCAACAAAAUAAUCAACAACAGAUGGUGCAGGUGUCGACCGAGAAAGAUCACAGGAGGGAAUCUACGGGGAACUUUGCAGAAUAUGACACUCAAACACCAGUCAACGAAGAACCAAGGGCAGCAGAUCCAAUUAAUGCAUCUCCAAUAUCUUACAAGAGUCCAGAACGGGAAGUGAUUGAGGAUACACAUUUGGUCACACUAAAUGAGAUGGAAUCAGAAAAAAUAGAUCAACUUGUGUCGAAAAUACUGGAAGCAGCUGAGACGGUUGAAAUGCCUGAGGGAGGAACAGAAAUGGCAGUACCAUCGGUCCCCAGGGAGAAGAAAACGGUUGACAUGCAUUCAAUCGAGAGGAAUGUGAAAGUAAAAAAGAGAAAGGCAGCUGUGAAGGACAAGGACGAUGACUUUGAGUAUGACACACCGGAGAUCCUGAAGACUUAUGAAAAGAAAAGAAAGACUGCUGCACAGGAACAGCCAAAGCAGAAAAAGAAAGCACAACCGAAGCCGCCAACAAAAAUUCAGAAAGGAAAAGAAGUGCAGCACCAAAUACAAAUAAAAGAGGUGAAUUGUGAGAAGUACACAUGGAAAACAUUAAAGCCUGAACUAGCAAGACACUACCAGCAAUUCUUUGAGAUGGUGGAUGACAAUACAUAUGUCUACUGGAGCAGUGAAAAUGGAAUACUAGGGGUAACCAGGGGAGACAUGAAGAUUAUCGUAGAAGAGAAAGAUCUGGAUGUUAAUGUGGUCAAGGCUUACACUGAAAUAUUGCAGAAGGAAAUGAAAGAAACGAACACUCAGAUUGGAUUACUAAACAUCGAAGCAGCGUUUUACGCAGUUCAACACGAAAAGAAACUAGCGGAUUUCAAAAAGAAGGUUAAGCACAUAAGGAGGUUCAUACACGACGUGAAGGUGACAGGGACAAUAUUUCCAGGUGACAGCCAGGAUCAAGAGAACACAAGAGAGAAGUGCAAAGGUGAGGACAGUAAAGGAGAACUUGUCACUGAGGUUGAAGAAAUGACACCAAGAGAGAAAGAGGUCAGAAGGUGGAUCUUGGAUAAUCAAAUCGGGGAAAAUGACUAUGAGCUUGUAGAAGACUUGAACUGCCCUCAGCAGAAAUCCUGUUCGGAUGACUGUGGGCCAUUUAUGAUCCAUUUCAUGGAAAGCAUAGUUCACGGAGUGCAACCCAGCAAGAAGAAAGGCAAUGACAUGAGGAAAACAAUUCUUGAGAGGUUUGCAAAGGAGGAAAGUGCUUGGAGCGUCGAAAAAUACCUUGCUGAAACUGCAGAUGCUGUAGGAGAGCCAAAAAAAUAGAAAAUGAAUAUUUUAAGUAGUUACUUUCUGUUGAACUUACUUUGAUUUGGAAUAAUUUCGGAUGAUUUGACAUCUUUUCAAUUUAAUUUCUGUCAACUUGAAAGAA
Messenger RNA from Rosa chinensis, 2855 nucleotides. RefSeq lists its product as uncharacterized. Gene Ontology annotation, molecular function: cysteine-type peptidase activity. The transcript has 8 exons. Gene Ontology annotation, biological process: proteolysis. The record is from RefSeq and is a predicted model, not a curated record. The coding region runs from base 323 to 2749 and encodes 808 amino acids. NCBI's taxonomy places the organism in Eukaryota, Viridiplantae, Streptophyta, Magnoliopsida, Rosales, Rosaceae.